CUCUUGAGAAGUCGCGACCGCAGAAAGACUUCUGAACGACGACGUGGGUCGCGAAUACCGAUGAAUCGUCGUGGGUCGCGAAUACCGAAACGGUACCCGGUGUAGAUGAGUAUUCGUGGGAAUGUGAUCAUCGCGAUACCCGUUCUCGCGGAAGCGGCUCGAACCAUCACGUGGUGGAGAGGACAUGCGCGGACCCUUCGUGAGCCCGCGGCUAUAUAAGAGAAGACCGCGAAUAGCCGAGCAUCAGUCCACCCUCGAGAUCGUACGUAAACGCAAACGAUCAGCCAACAAACGUUUACGAUUAAAGUCGAGUUAAUUCGAUCCGAGUAAAAACACGAGCCGUCGUGGAAACGAGGAAGAAGAUCGAUCGUCAACGAAUUUCGUUAUCCUCGAGUGUGAAUACGGUGAAAGAGGUGUGGAAUAAAUUAAACACACGUGACACAUAUUAAAAAGGCGAUAAUCGAAGAUCAGUGUGAAUAAGAGCUGUCGAAGACGACUGCGAACCGGCUAGUUGAGUGCAUAUCUAGAUCCGUGAUUUCGAUCGAAUCGGUAGCGUUUAUCCGUCGUUGAGAAUGGAAGACACGACGAGGCUGACCGACCUUGAAGAAGAUCGCCGAGAAAACCAAAAGGCAGACGUGAAACGAAGAAUGGGUCCGAUACCGGGACCCUCGAAGCAGGAGUUCGUAGAUGAUGAGUGCAGCACCGAUAGCGGAUGCAGCAGCGGUGGAAGUACGGGAAGCGCAGAGAGACUGUCUCGCCGCGGAAGCAGCGAGCGGCUGUGCCGCUCCACGAGAUCGCCGAGGACUCACUGCUACCUGGAUCGGCUUCGCGGUCGACCCACUCGUUCUCAAGAACGAUUGUCAGGCGUGCAGAGAAGUUCCGAGAGGGUGCGAGCGAAAUCUUCUCGCUCCUGGAGCCCAGGAGACGUGAGAGGCGUCCCGAGGACCUCCGAAUCGCUGUCUUACUCUUCGAGCCCCUCGGACGCUCACAGCAGCACCGACAGCGACUCCCUGAAGAGAUCCAGCACCGCGGAAACCCUUCGAAGAGCACUGCAGACCCUGAAGAUCUCCUCCAAGUGGGAGGGCAAAGAGAACAAGCACGCGAAGAAGAGUCCCAAGAGAAUUCUCCGCAGCCCGGUGUCCUACACUUACGUGAGAGGCCUCUCGGGGCUGCCGACUCAGAGGGUGCCCAGGAACAUGGCCCAGCAUCUCGCUAUGCCGUGCUCGUGUCAAGAUCCCGUUGGUCUUUACCGAUAGAAAGCCAUUUCAUCUGGUACAAUUCUCUUGAAAACGAACCUCUUGGACUUCAUCAUCAUCAUCAUCUUCGUCAUCUUGUGAAAACGAACCUCUUGGACCACCGGCCCGGUUCGAUUAGUGUAUCCUACGCUUCUGUGUCGUAUGUCCCUUGAAUCGCGGCACCUUUUUGUUAGCCGCUGACUUUUUAAAACCACGACCAAACGAGUGGAUCAAAACGUAUACGAGGCUAAGAGUGACACGCGACGAGUCAGACUUAGCAACGUUCUAUUGCCUGAAAAGUAUUUAAAUUGUUUCGAAACGUGUUUGAUACGUGAAACUAAAAUGUUGUUUUCACAAUUUCUAAAUAAGAUAUAUCUACAGUAAUUUUUCAAUUUUCAUUGUGCUUCGUGGAAUCUUGGCGAUUAGGGAGAAAAAAAUGAAUGCGGAACACGCGAUUAAAUAGAGCUGCGACACAUUUUAAGUUGUCGCUCUUCAUAUACGUAAAUGUGAUAGAUUACGUAGCAGGAACACAAUAGUCGUAAAACCAUGUAUGUACCUUUUAUAGAAACGUUUAGUGCAAUUCGCAAGACGUGUAUAAUUAGCGAUAGGAAUUACCUUAACUCGCGAAAACGGAUUGUAAAGCUAACAAGUACGAUUCGCUAAUGGGAUUGACUAUGCGCAUUUCACCACCUUUUUACACGUGGGCAGCUUCUUUGCCGAAUUCGCGAGGUGUACUCCGAAAUACGUCGGCGCCGAUGGCGACGCUGAUUCGCGAGAGAGUAAUUAUAGCGUAUUGUCGCGAAGCCGAGGACGGUUGUCGCGGUAUACACGAGUCAAUUACGUGGACGCGAAAGAAAUUCGUGCGAUUCCACCUACCAUCUAGCAUACACUACCAUUCAGAAGUUUUAUCACACCGCUGUGAAAGAAUUCUGGUAAAAAUC
This is a messenger RNA of Ceratina calcarata, 2176 nucleotides long. RefSeq lists its product as uncharacterized. The transcript has a single exon. NCBI's taxonomy places the organism in Eukaryota, Metazoa, Arthropoda, Insecta, Hymenoptera, Apidae. The record is from RefSeq and is a predicted model, not a curated record. Bases 573 to 1256 code for a protein of 227 amino acids.